AUCUGCCGUGGAACCGUGGAGCCGUCCCUCCGUCCUCUGAGUCACUCCACCCGACCUGCAGCUCUCAUCACACCGCAACCGUGAAGAUGGCGACCCGGACCAUGCAGGCGGCGCGAUGCCCGACAGAUGAGCUGUCGCUGACUAACUGUGCCGUCGUGAAUGAAAAAGAUCUGCAGUCAGGACAACAUGUGACGGUGAAAACCACCCCAAAUCACAAGUAUGUGUUUACGGUCAAGACCCACCAUACUGUUGCUGCUGGAACCAUCGCCUUCAGUCUGCCGCAGUGGCCAACUACAACUUUGACAAGACCAAGCAGUGCAUUGGUGCCAUGACAAUUGAAAUUGACUUCCUGCAGAAGAAAAGUACCGACUCCUCUCCAUAUGACUCCGACAAGAUGGCUGCUGAGUUCAUCCAGCAGUUCAACAACCAGGCCUUCUCUGUCACCCAGCAGUUGGUGUUUAGUUUCUGCGACAAGCUCUUUGGUUUGGUGGUGAAGGAUAUUGAGGCCAUGGAUGCCAGCAUCCUCAAAGGAGAACCAGCUUCUGGAAAGAAACARCAAAAGAUCGACGUUGGUCUGAUGGUGGGAAACAGCCAGGUGAUUUUUGAAAAGGCAGAGAAUUCCUCUCUCACGUUAGUUGGUAAGGCAAAGACCAAAGAGGCCCGACAGACAAUUAUCAACCCAGACUGGAACUUUGAGAAAAUGGGAAUYGGAGGUCUGGACAAGGAAUUCUCUGAUAUUUUCCGCAGAGCCUUUGCUUCUCGAGUUUUCCCUCCUGACAUUGUGGAGCAGAUGGGCUGUAAGCACGUGAAGGGCAUCUUACUGUUUGGACCACCAGGGUGUGGUAAAACACUGAUGGCUAGGCAGAUMGGUAAGAUGCUCAACGCUCGAGAGCCGAAGGUCGUCAACGGCCCGGAGAUCCUCAACAAGUAUGUGGGAGAAUCUGAAGCCAACAUCCGGAAACUCUUCGCUGAGGCAGAGGAGGAGCAGAAGAGGCUGGGAGCCAACAGCGGGCUCCACAUCAUUAUCUUUGAUGAGCUGGAUGCCAUCUGYAAACAGAGAGGCACGGGCGCCAGCAGCACAGGCGUGCACGACACCGUGGUCAACCAGCUGCUGUCCAAGAUCGACGGCGUGGAGCAGCUGAACAACAUCUUGGUCAUCGGGAUGACCAACCGACCCGACCUGAUUGAUGACGCCUUGAUGAGGCCUGGCAGGUUUGAAGUGAAGAUGGAAAUUGGUCUGCCUGAUGAAAAGGGCCGCGUCCAGAUCCUGAACAUCCACACCAGCAAGAUGAAAAGCUUCAACCUGCUGGCAGUAGAUGUUGACAUCAUAGAGCUGGCUUCAGAGACAAAGAACUACAGCGGAGCAGAACUGGAGGGGCUGGUCAGGGCGGCGCAGUCCACCGCCAUGAACCGACACAUCAAGGCUACGUCUACGGUGGAGGUGGACAUGGAGCGAGCAGAGAAGCUGCAGGUCACCCGGGCUGAUUUCAUGGGAUCCCUCAACAAUGACAUCAAACCUGCAUUUGGUACAAACCAAGAGGAUUACUCCAGCUACAUCAUGAAUGGCAUCAUCAAAUGGGGUGACCCGGUUACCCACGUCCUGGAUGAUGGAGAGCUGCUUGUACAGCAGACCAAGAACAGCGAUCGCACCCCACUGGUGGCUGUGUUACUGGAGGGUCCACCACACUGUGGAAAGACUGCGCUGGCGGCUAAGAUAUCAGAGGACUCUCAGUUCCCCUUCAUUAAGAUCUGCUCUCCAGACAAGAUGAUCGGACACUCAGAGAUCUCCAAGUGCCAGGCAAUCAAAAAGAUCUUUGAUGAUGCCUAUAAGUCCCAGCUCAGCUGUGUGGUGGUGGAUGACAUUGAGCGCCUGCUGGACUACGUCCCCAUCGGCCCUCGUUUCUCCAACUUGGUCCUCCAGGCUCUGCUGGUACUGCUGAAGAAACCUCCACCCAAGGGCCGGAAGCUGCUGAUCAUCGGCACCACCAGCAGGAAGGAUGUCCUGCAGGAGAUGGAGAUGUUGGAUGCCUUCAGUACCACCAUUCACAUCCCCAAUAUCUCUACUGGGGAGCAGCUGGUUGACGCCUUAGAGCUGCUGGGAAGCUUCACAGAUAAAGAGCGAGCCAGCAUCGCCCAUCAGCUCAAAGGGAAACGCGUCUGGAUUGGCAUCAAGAAACUCCUGGUGCUCAUUGAGAUGUCCCUGCAGAUGGAUCCAGAUUACAGAGUGACCAAGUUUCUGACUCUGCUCAGAGAAGAAGGAGCUGAUCGCAGUUUCUACGACUAGAUGCAGCUGGCAGAACCAAGAAAACAUCUCACCAUCGACAAGUUUACCUGCAGGCAACAAAAAAUCAAAUCAAAUUAAAAAAAAGAAAAGAGAAAUCCCCAUCAUCUGUUCCACCACAGAUCAGUGUAUUUAAACACAACCCCGGUUCAAGAGAAGAACUGAAAGUCCUCCGUGUCUCUGCAUGUUUCCACGGACAAAAUGUUAYUGUAUCACCCCCUUCCUCUGCCCGUCAGCAUCAUUUACUGCACUUAUCAACAUAUCACAGCAAAUUAUUGGAAGUUGUACUGUUAAAAUCUGUUAUCUGUAAAGAAAUUGCAAUAGACGAUUGUAUAAAAAAAAGAAAAAAGGUGUUGUUUUGUGCAUUGUGCAAUAAAAGAAAAAUCAAAGCAAUGUAUGUUUUUAGCUACACUGUGCGUUCUAUUUGUUGCAUAUCUCUUGUCCUGCUGAUGGUAGAUUACAUUGUGCAUCUUGUCAAGCAGAAUAAACAGAACACACAGAAAAAGUGACAAAAUCCAGCGAGGUACUGAGAUGUGACCCGAUAAGAAGCUUAUAGUGAACAUGUUGUGGCUGUAAAAAGAAGCUGCUUUACAUGUAAAUGUAAUCCCUUUAAACAAACAGUAUGGAAAUGUUCUGUAAAUAUAUAUAAAUAUAUAGAUAAAUUACAGUAUAUCGUUAAAAAAGAGAAAUAUUUCAUAGUUUAUCAGUAUGAUCUUCCUCUGCAGGUGUUGACUUUACCUGAUAAUGUUGUAGUGAAAGUAAAUAUUGGAUCGUUGGCCAGUCUGUUACACACAAGUACAGUUAUGUAGUUCUUUGUUGGCACUUAGAGGAGCUCAGUGCAUGUGUUCGGUGCGUGUGAGUGUGUGUGUGUGUGUGUGUGUGGGCGUGUGUUUGUGUGUGUGUAAUGGGUGGUGUCAUAUAUGUUUAAAUGGGAGCAUUUGUGUGUGUGUGGAGACUAAAUAUGUUUAAAACAACUAGUGGUUUAUUUGUGUUUCUUUCUCCUCUUAUUCUAUGUGUUCAGUGCUCAAAUUCUUGUUUUAUUCUGACCAUUGACAAAGUGUGUGUGAGUGUGUGUGUGURAAUAAAUGUCAAUGUGCAGAUGUAUUAUUGCAAUAAAAAAAGCACAUUUGCUCACAAAAUGA
Molecule: messenger RNA, 3423 nt
Organism: Austrofundulus limnaeus
Lineage: Eukaryota; Metazoa; Chordata; Actinopteri; Cyprinodontiformes; Rivulidae
Gene: nsfa
Product: N-ethylmaleimide-sensitive factor a
Biological process (GO): intra-Golgi vesicle-mediated transport; Golgi to plasma membrane protein transport; SNARE complex disassembly
Cellular component (GO): Golgi stack
Molecular function (GO): ATP hydrolysis activity; ATP binding
Source: RefSeq, a predicted model, not a curated record